UUUGUUUUCGGUUUUUGGCGACUAGACUAACCCUUUGAUUAACCAUGUUUUAACAUUGUACUUUCUAAGAAAAUAAUGAAGUUUAGCGACAUAAUAGGCGAUAUUUCAAAAGGUGUUAAAGAAAUCACAUCCAAUUUAUUAUCAGAAGCUAGCAAUUCUCAACCCCAAAUAGUCAUGUCUGAGUUGGAAAGUACAAUUAGUAGGAACCAAUUAAUAGCCAAAGUUGUAUCAACCGUCAUAGGAGUUGCAGCAUCUUUUUCACUAACUUACCUAGGAAUCAAAUGGUUGACUGAUGCAAUGGACCCUACUAAAAAGGAGAAAAAACUAGCACAAGCAGAGGCACAGAAAAUGUUGUCCAAGCUUGGGGUUCAAAAUGUUGGCAAGCUAACAGACUAUGAGUUGUGUGUGGCAGCCAACUUGCUUGACCCCAGGGUUAUGGACAUCACAUGGGACAGCAUUGGGGGGUUGGACAGUACGAUAGAAGAAAUACAGGAGACUGUCAUCUUGCCGUUUAAAAGAGCUGAUUUGUUUAGAAACUCUAGUCUACUUCAGCCACCUAAAGGUAUUCUGUUGUAUGGCCCCCCAGGCUGUGGGAAGACCAUGAUAGCUAAAGCAACAGCCAAGGCAGCAGGUGCACGUUUUAUCAACUUGCAAGUAUCAACUCUGGUGGACAAGUGGUAUGGAGAGUCUCAGAAGAGAGCAGAGGCCGUCUUCUCUUUGGCUAUCAAACUUCAACCAACAAUAAUCUUCAUUGAUGAAAUUGAUUCCUUCCUGAGGUCCAGGUCCUCCACUGACCAUGAAGCCACGGCCAUGAUGAAGACCCAGUUCAUGAGUCUGUGGGAUGGACUGACCACUGAUCCCACUGUCCGCGUUAUGGUCAUGGGCGCCACCAACAGGCCACAGGAUGUUGAUGCUGCCAUUCUACGCCGUAUGCCCAGUCAGUUCUACGUUGGUAUGCCAAACAAGGAUCAGAGAGAGGCUAUACUAGAGCUAAUAUUAGAACAUGAGGAGACAGAAGAUUUGAACUUCAGCCAAUUGAGUCAGCUCUCAGAGGGCUUGUCAGGCAGUGAUCUCAGGGAGGCAUGUCGUGCUGCAGCAGUUUCUGUUGUCCACGAGUUUGUUCAGAGUAGCACACGGGAUGGUGGUGACGCCAGUGAACUGCGCAAGAUGAACAUGUCUGAUCUCCAGACAGCCAUUCACAAAGUUAAAAACAGCAAAAGUUUAUCUGGCCACUUGUUACAGGCACCCCCACCUCUAGACUAGCAUCAUGUAGGCACCAAGAUGGGGUGUAGGCAAUAUGUAGGGGUGUAGGCUGUAUGUUGGGGGGAUGUAGGCUGUAUGUUGGGGGGGGGGUGUGAGGUUGCUGAAGAAGGGAGUGAACCCAACAUUGCCAGUUUGUCUCUAGACAACUGAGACACGUUAUCAAUUGGUCCACACAUAAAAACUGUUGGGUUGCCAAAUGUGUCUGUUGUGACUGAGUUAGUUUAGAGCUGUAGAUAACAAGCUGUAGUAGGUCAUUACCUGUUGUAUGUGUGGGUCCAUCGGCUGAUGAUAGUCCAAGUGUGUUGAUGCUGUAAGUCCUGGUGUGUUGAUGCUGUAAGUCCUGGUGUGUUGAUGUUGUAAGUCCUGGUGUGUUGAUGCUGUAAGUCCUGGUGUGUUGAUGCUGUAAGUCCUGGUGUGUUGAUGCUGUAAGUCCUGGUGUGUUGAUGCUGUAAGUCCUGGUGUGUUGAUGCUGUAAGUCCUGGUGUGUUGAUGCUGUAAGUCCUGGUGUGUUGAUGCUGUAAGUCCUGGUGUGUUGAUGCUGUAAGUCCUGGUGUGUUGAUGUGUACAAAAUGGCAUAGUUUGUUCUUGUUUUAUUUUUUGGUGUUGGUAACUAGCUGUGCUUGGAAUAGAAUUUUAUGUUAUGGCCAUCUAUAAAUAAAUGACCUUGUGAUGAGUAUGACCUUUGAACUAAAAAAUAGUGUACAAAUAUCCGACUCUGUGAUGUUCUACAAAAUGUGAGUUGUAAAUAAAAUUUUUGCACCAUAA
Molecule: messenger RNA, 2028 nt
Organism: Physella acuta
Lineage: Eukaryota; Metazoa; Mollusca; Gastropoda; Physidae
Product: outer mitochondrial transmembrane helix translocase
Biological process (GO): extraction of mislocalized protein from mitochondrial outer membrane
Cellular component (GO): mitochondrial outer membrane
Molecular function (GO): ATP binding; ATP hydrolysis activity
Source: RefSeq, a predicted model, not a curated record